Molecule: messenger RNA, 1587 nt
Organism: Melanaphis sacchari
Lineage: Eukaryota; Metazoa; Arthropoda; Insecta; Hemiptera; Aphididae
Exons: 3
Coding region: 1-1233 (410 amino acids)
Molecular function (GO): RNA binding
Source: RefSeq, a predicted model, not a curated record
AUGUUCCCCCUGCCGUCGGAUUACGUGACCGCGCAAAGUGCGGGCAGCACGUUCGCCGCCGACUACUACGGCCGGCUGAACGUGUCCGCCGAGUCCGUGGCCGACAUGUUCACCGAACGUUCGCGAUACUACUCGAUGGACUCGCUGAACGGACGGCCGGCGGUCGGCCGGGCAGGCGUUGUCCGGGAGGUGCGCCGAUUUUUGGGCACGUACAGCGGCGGCCGCCGUUUCGCGGAACUCGUGUCCGUGGACGCGCAAACCGACGGGGAAGACGGUGGUAGACGGGUGGAAAUAAACUUUGGCCGCGACGACGCCUACGACUACGACUACGAAGACGACGACGACGACGGCGGCCCACACUUGGCGGUGUUCGUGCACGCCGAGUUGACGGAUCCAAAGCGUCGGUCUCUGGCGCCGCUUCCGUUCGUCCAGAUGUUCCGUGUCCGGUGUCUGCGCGAUCGGUUUGAGAUCACCAUCACUGUCGUCAAGACGAUGGCGACCACGGUCCGACCACUGCUGCAGCAGCAGCACCACCAACUGCAGCGCCGUCAUCGGCAGCCGGACGACGAUCACAGGGGUAAUGAUAUCGCGUCGGAUUGCCAUCCCCUAGGUUUUUCUGAUUCUGAACGUGUAGAAAAAGAUUACGAAACAACAGGAGGAAAUUUUGUACAGAAUACAUAUGGAGGCUAUACAAAAAAAUUGAAUGCAGAAGCUCGAGAAUUCGAACUGUGGUCGGACGUGACGUCGCCACCGUAUCCCAUGGCGCAAUCUACGGACGACGAACGAGAAUCGUCCGAGGAGGGCCAGCAUUUGAACUCGUCCGACGAAUCGUGGUCGAUCCGCGAACAGUACUUGGCUUACCACGAGAAGGUGAAAGAGUUCCUGGGGCAGUCGACGGUCGACCGCCAACCGCAGCACCCUUGCACGGAAGUCAUCGCCGACGACGACGUCGGUCCGACAGAUCGGUUGAACGUAGACCGCCUGGACAAGUCGGUCACGGCCGACCAACUGUACGCGGCGUUCAGUCGUUACGGCAAAGUGCUGUGGGUGCGUGUGUUGCCCGGCGGCAACAGAUGUGACUGGUCAUCCGGUUCCGGUCCUCCGUACCAUUCGGCACGCGUCUGCUUCGACCGGAUCGAGUCCGUGGACAGAGUGAUGGCCGACUACCGUGGCCCGGGUUGCACAAUCAACGGUGUCCGUGUGUCGUUUAGCAAGUCGAAAUCGAGUCAAUAAUAUAAAAUUUUUUGUGCGACGCCGCCGAUGGAUCAACAGACACGUCGAGCACCGUGUUGUCGUAUAUUAUAAUAAUGUGUCAACGACGUUUCCGCACCUUUAUAUUAUGCACGGUAUGAUAAAUUACUAUUAUGCAACAGUGGUUGUAAUUGUAAAAACCUAAAUCAACGCGCGCGUGAUUUACCGUUUAAAACGGUCUAAACAUCUAUCGGUGGGUAACAAUAUGUGAAGUAGACAGGCACUCGGUUAGUUACGGAUUAAUUUUAUGUCAUCUGCCAUAAAUUCGAGAGCUUUGCGAGUUGUUAUAGGACUUUGUCGGCGAGAUCGGCAAGAAUGCUACACGUGUUGGUUAUA